AAGUCAUGGAAAAAAUAUAACUUUAUUUAAGCUAUUUUUAUCUGUGCAAUGAAAAAAAAAUGACUUGGUUUGACACCUUAUGAUGUGACUGAAUCAAACAUUUCGUGCAGUGUCUUAGAUAGCCUAGCUGGUAGAGUCUUGGGCGCGCGACCAAAUGAAUGGGGUUCGAGUCUCCAUCUCGACGUUCAUAAAUAUUUAUUUUUAUUUUAUUUUCCGUGACAGUAGCGUAAAAUCACCGUAUUUCGACAGUAUAUUGAGCGUACAGUGUCGGUCAUAACGUCGUAGAUUCACUUGCGUAUGCACCGUAAAUAUUCAAUAAAUUUAUAGUAGACAUCGUUCACAACGGUAUCCGAUGCUGACUGACAGAUCACUCGGUAAGAACGAACUUUAUACGGUGAAACGACUGUGAAACAACCGUCAUUCGACCGUGCUUUCACCGUGUCGCCGAAACCGCCAGGGUUCGUCCUAUGACACAACUACUAGUUACACUGCGCUUUUGUGCUACUGGAAAUUUUUACAUAACGAUAGGAGACUUUGUUGGGAUUUCUAAAAGCACAGUUUUUAAAAUAAUUCACAGCCUUUGCCGAACAAUAGCUUCAUGGCGGCAUGAAUUUAUCUAUUUUCCAAGAACUCCAAGAGAGUUGUUGGAAAAUCAAGUUCAAUUUUAUCAAACGGCUCGAUUUAUCCAAGUUAUUGGUUGUAUUGAUUGUAAACACGUUAAAGUUGGGUCUUUUGGUGGCAAUGAUGCUGAAAUUUACCGGAAUAGAAAAGGAUCUUUUUCUAUUAACGUGCAAGUUAUAUGUAAUGCCCACUUGGAAAUUAUUGACAUCGUAGCAAGGUGGCCAGGCUCAACUCAUGAUGCAACAAUUUUUCUCAACUCCAGAAUUCGUGAUCUUUUUGAAAAUAAUCCAUUUGGCGAUGCUUUGCUUCUGGGUGAUUCUGGAUAUCAAAUUCAUCUUAUUUGUUAACUCCACUUCAAAAUCUGCAGAGUGCUGCAGAACAACUAUAUAACGAAUCUCAGAUCAGAACUAGAAAUUUUAUAGAGCGAACAUUCGGUGUUUGGUCUAGACAAUUUGCGGUAUCAAAUGGAAUGAGAAUUAGGAAAAGUGAUCGAGUUUUGAGAGUAAUUGUAGCUACUGCUGUUUUAUAUAACAUGCUGAGACGAGAAAAGCAUCGAGCCCAAUUAAUAAUUCUGGUCGAAGAAUAUCAAGUUGUUCCAGAAGUGCAAAAUCCCGUAAUUGGAAACGUUAACUUGCGACGAAUUUUCAUUGAUGAAUAUUUUGAGGGGUAUAAAAAUAUAUAUUAUGCUAAUACAUAAACAUAAUCCUCUAAAUUAAAAUACAUGAAAGUCUUGAAGUUAGUCAAAGGUCGAAACUCGCAAAAAACGGGCCACGAUUCAUUACUGUUCAAUUGGCAGAGAUUGAAAAUAAUUUUAUAUUAUUUCAAUUACUUUAUGAAUAAACAUGGAUAAUUUAAAAAAACGAGAGGUAAACAUCAAUCGAACGACGAGAAUGUGCUCAGACGAAAAACUAUUAUUAGUUCAGUUAGUUGAUGCAAAAAAAACUGUCGUUGAGUGUAAGACAACUGAUAAAGUUUCAUUAAAAACAAAACUUGAGGCCUGGAAUCAAAUAAGUACCGAAUUAAAAAAAUCAUUUCCUUUUCGAUCUGCUGAAAGCCUGCAAUUAGCUUGGAAAAAUAUGAAAACUGCAGCUAAGAAAUAUUCUAAAAAGUUGAAAGAACAAAGCAUGGGAACCGGUGGAGGAGGGAAAAUUAUCUCAAGUGAUCCAGUUUUUGAUGCUGCUUUAAAUGUUAUGCAUCAUCUUACUGUGGAAGGAUUACACAAUGAAUUCGAUAAUGAUACUGAGUCUACAAUUAAUGAUAUUAUUUAUGACAAUGACAAAGAAAACGAUUGUGGAUCCGAAAGUAAUGUAUUUGAGUAUUUGGCGAGGAAUAAUCAAAUCAAUGAUUGGAAAAAAGGAGGCCCGUCUAAUUUAAAGUCAGCUAUAAGUGCUCCGUUGAAAGUUAAAAAUGGAACUCAAAAUAAGCCAAACAGUAAAUUUUCUGAUGAAGAAAUUUGUUUAAAACCUGAGGAUGAACUUGCUUUACUAUUAUUACAAAAGGCGCAUGAAAAACACAGAUAUGAGAUUGAGUUAUUGAAGUUGCAAAUUAAAAAAGAAUUUUUAUUAAUUCAAAAAAUUAAAGGAAAUAAUAUUGAUUAUCAGAGCGACGAAGAUGAUGAAGAUCAAGUAUAAAUAAUAUUUCCAAAAUUAUUUUGCCUCACAGUAUUUUCUUCAUUAAUUGUAAUAACUGGACGUGGGAAAACUUGAAAUUAUAUACUUUUAUUUAUAAUGUUAUCUUUAUUAAGUUCAUGUUGAAAAAAAAGUUGCAAUGUUGAUAUUUUGCAUAUGAAUAAAAUUUUUGAAUUUUGUAGUUCAACUGAAUAGAAAUUAAUGGUCGUUUCUUCGCUGUCGAUUUCAUCGUUCAACUCUGUCAUUACCUCUUAUUGCCUAUGACCUAAUGUUUUUUGAAU
Messenger RNA from Cotesia glomerata, 2530 nucleotides. RefSeq names its product putative nuclease HARBI1. The record is from RefSeq and is a predicted model, not a curated record. The transcript has 5 exons. The coding region runs from base 1464 to 2252 and encodes 262 amino acids. NCBI's taxonomy places the organism in Eukaryota, Metazoa, Arthropoda, Insecta, Hymenoptera, Braconidae.